AUGUGGAUGCCUCCAGGGCAGAAUCAAAGCUGGGUUUCUGAAUUUAUCCUGCUUGGCUUCUCCAAUGACCCCACAUUCAACAGAACCCUCUUUGUUGCCUUCCUUCUCCUCUACCUGAGCUCAGUGCUGGGCAACGGGCUCAUCGUCACCCUGAUCUGCCUGGAUACGCAUCUUCACACUCCCAUGUACUUCUUCCUUUGUAUCCUCUCCCUGCUGGACAUGGGCUACGUCACCACCACCAUGCCGCAGAUGUUGCUGCAUCUUCUUGCACAUUCUCACACCAUCUCCUUUGCUGGCUGUUGGAUACAGAUGUAUGUGUUCAGUGCUCUGGGCUUGUCUGAGUCUAUCAUCUUUGUAGUCAUGGCUUAUGACCGAUACGUAGCAAUCUGCUACCCACUGCAUUAUACUGUCAUCCUCAACUGGAGUCUGUGCACACGGCUGGCAGGUGGGACCUGGGCCUGUGGUUUCUUCUUUUCUCUAAUUCAUACUUUCCUCACCAUGAGGCUGCCAUACUGUGGGCCCAACGUGGUCAACCACUACUUCUGUGAAGGCCCCUCAGUACGAAGCUUGGCUUGCGUGGAUACCCACCUCACUGAGAUGGUGGACCUUGUCAUCAGUGUGUUCAUGGUUGUUGCCCCACUUUCCCUCAUUUUGGCCUCCUACAUCCGUAUUUCCCAGGCUAUUCUCAAGAUCAAGUCCAUGCAGGGCCGCUGCAAGGCUUUCUCUACCUGUGCUUCCCACCUGACUGUGGUCACACUCUUCUAUGCUCCAGGCACUUAUAUCUACAUGAGGCCCAACUCCAGCUAUUCUCAUGAGCAAGACAAGCAGGUCUCACUCUUUUACAAUGUCUUCACUGCUCUACUCAACCCUGUGGUCUACAGUCUGAGGAACAAGGACAUCAAAUGGGCUUUUCUCAAAAUCAUGGGGCAGAGUCGGCUGGCCUGUUGA
Molecule: messenger RNA, 948 nt
Organism: Hipposideros armiger (great roundleaf bat)
Lineage: Eukaryota; Metazoa; Chordata; Mammalia; Chiroptera; Hipposideridae
Product: olfactory receptor 2A12-like
Exons: 1
Coding region: 1-948 (315 amino acids)
Biological process (GO): G protein-coupled receptor signaling pathway
Cellular component (GO): membrane
Molecular function (GO): G protein-coupled receptor activity; olfactory receptor activity
Source: RefSeq, a predicted model, not a curated record